AUGGAGAUUCGCACGGUCGUCUGCGCGCCAGUAAAUCCUCCCUCCUCUUCUUCCGCCCCCUCUUCCGCUCAACCAGCUGCUCCUCCCUCUGCUCCUGCUGCUCCCGAACCAAAGAAGCGCGUGCGGCGAUGGCAUCACCGCGGGUUUACCGGGUGUUCCACCUGCCGCCGACGCCAUGUCCGCUGCGAUGAAGCCUCCCCCUCGUGCAAGAAUUGCACUCGCUUAGGACUCGAAUGUGAUGGAACGCAAGGCCGGAUGACGUUUAAGGUGUACGGGCCAUCGCAAAAUCAGCAGGAACCCGCGUCCAAAGCUCCCAAAAAACGUGGCAAGAAAUCCGAACAGCCUCCCGCGACGCCCAAAACCGUUAUCAAAAAAGAGGAGGCCGCAGAUGAGGAUGAAGGGUACGAUUCGCUCGUGGUGUCGCCCACUACGGUUUCCGGUUCGCCGCCGACGAAAUUUCGCUUUCAGGAACCGCUCUCUCCGGCUCAGAUGAUGUCUACGUCGUUAACGUGUGUUGAUGGCCGCUAUUAUACGCAUUUCAUUGACCAAGUCGCCACCCUCCUUCUCAUCUACGAUAAUUCUACCAAUGUUAAUCCCUACCGACGAUAUUUCCCCGAAAUGGCACAUUCCUCGCCCUCAAUGGCCAACGCUAUGCAGGCACUCGGCGCAUUGCAUUUAUCAAACACAUCCCGAGGACAGCAGCGUAUCACGCACUUUCAACACGCCAUGGGCAAGUAUGGCGAGGUUGUCAAGUCCUUCCGAACACGAUACACCGAUCCCGCACAACUAGGAGUGUCGGACUUUGCCACUUGCUUAUUAUUAUCCCUUUUCGAGAUGAUGGAUUCCCAAAACCACAACUGGGCCGUUCACCUUAAAGGAGCUCGCGAAAUUUAUCGGAUUAUCUUUCCCUCAGCCGAGGGCGAAGCCAAAGGUGCUGCCGAAAAUGACCACCCUCUCCGACAUUUCCUCGUUUCUCUUCUUUCCUAUCUCGAUGUUGCGGGCGCAUGUGCUACAAGUGAUGGCACGGUUGUCGAAGGCAGCUACUGGAGGUCUCUCAGUGGUGGCUGGGAGUAUAACAUGGGUAUACCGAGUCUCAGCUCAGAAAAACCCGAAAACGACAGCCUUUUAGUUGAACUCCGACAGACCUGGUCUCUAUUGAUGGAGAUUCAAGCAUCGAUCAGCGCAUUUGGAAAGGCCAAGCAGCAGCCCUGGAUGUCGUAUCAGCAGCACGACAUGGUCUAUGGCAGUCUUUUAAGUCGUUUGGUCAAAUGGCGAGCCAAUGCACCCGAAUGUAUUCAAAUUCUGGGUGGAUUGGAUGAUGAGAGCCUUUCAAAAUACCCGUACCCGGACGUGCUGGAAUACGCGGGAUGUAUCGAGUCAUAUGAAAAAGCCACGACCAUCUAUCUACACAAAGUGGCGGCGGCGGGACGUCCUGAUCGGCAAACCGAGGGGCCUUUACUCCAGAUGCUCGCUUCACGGAUUCUCGCACUGAUCCACAAGUGUGCCAACGAUGUUGGACAGUUGGCUUUUCUGUGGCCUCUAUAUACUGCGGGCCGGGUGACACGAGAUCCCAACCAGCAGGGCUAUGUGCGACAGACCAUGACAUCCCUGCAACGAUACGGGUUCAAGAAUGUCGACAGAGGUCUGGAAGAUCUGGAGAAAGUAUGGUUCAAACGACGUGCAUUCCCCGAAGGAUGGGUUGAUACGAUGGACGAACUCCGGUCGGCUGUUCUCAUUCCUUAAUCGAUCACUCUACGCUUGAACGAUUCAUCUAUACCAUAUACUCGACAUACUGGCAGCGCCGGGGCUGGACCCUUCGAUGUCACUGGGACAUCUAAUAUUAUAUAGUUUACAAAAGCCUGGAUAUGUUACCACGGAACUAAUGGGCAUAUCCAGGCUGUUAUUUAGUCUGGGAAGGAUUAGGAUGCACAUAUUACCGUGAUUAUUUGCAUAUAGAUAAUAGACUACCAUUACCUGCUUCUUCA
Messenger RNA from Aspergillus wentii DTO 134E9, 1985 nucleotides. RefSeq lists its product as uncharacterized. Gene Ontology annotation, cellular component: nucleus. Gene Ontology annotation, molecular function: DNA-binding transcription factor activity, RNA polymerase II-specific; transcription cis-regulatory region binding; zinc ion binding. Gene Ontology annotation, biological process: positive regulation of transcription by RNA polymerase II. The record is from RefSeq and is a predicted model, not a curated record. The transcript is spliced from 3 exons. Lineage: Eukaryota; Fungi; Ascomycota; Eurotiomycetes; Eurotiales; Aspergillaceae. Bases 1 to 1743 code for a protein of 580 amino acids.